Molecule: messenger RNA, 3947 nt
Organism: Ricinus communis (castor bean)
Lineage: Eukaryota; Viridiplantae; Streptophyta; Magnoliopsida; Malpighiales; Euphorbiaceae
Product: type II inositol polyphosphate 5-phosphatase 15
Exons: 10
Coding region: 175-3621 (1148 amino acids)
Biological process (GO): phosphatidylinositol dephosphorylation
Molecular function (GO): phosphatase activity; protein binding
Source: RefSeq, a predicted model, not a curated record
UCCUAUUUAAUUUAAUUAGAUUAGAUUAGACUGCAAAGAAUAGGAAAAAGUGAGAAAGAAGAAAACACAGAAGACCCUUCUGUUCGUCGAUUUUCCCGGUUUCUAGAUUCUCUCGUUAGUUUCGGGGAGGGGAGGGGAGGGGGCGGGUGUCUGUGCACUAAAAAGUACUGCCAAAUGGAACCAUUGAUAGACCUUAACGACGACCCCCACCACCACCAGCAUGAUGAUGAGGACGCAUCAUCACUUGUCGACCCUAGUCCUAGAAUCUUCGACCGUUACUUGUCACCCUCAUCUACCUCCUCCGAUGACGAAUCCCAGCUGUCGGAAGCAACAACCAAACGCCUUGAUUACAUGAUUCAGUUCCUGGAUCGCAAGCUCUCCACUACUUGUACUGACAACAACAUUCCCAAUUCUCCGUCUUCUUCUUCUUCUUCACAUUAUUACGACAAUAAUUAUAGAAACAAUAACCAGUCUUCUUCUGGUGCCUUACCUGAGUUCAUUGGUAAAGGAGGCGGUUCCGGUAUUUUUAGAGUUCCUGCUCGAAGAGCCCUCCACCCUGGCCGCCCUCCCAGUCUGGAGGUGAGACCCCGUCCUUUGAGGGAAUCCCAAAUUGGUUGUUAUCUCAGAACCAUUACCACUUCGGAGACUCAAUUGUGGUCUGGCAGCGAAGACGGCGCCCUUCAGGUGUGGGAAUUCGAUGAUUUGUACGGUGGAAGUGAGGAGACGGCUCCAUAUACGGAGUCUGUGGGUUUGGGAUCUGCUGUCUUGUGUAUGGUUGGGGACGACGCUAACAAAGUGGUGUGGAGUGGGCAUAGGGAUGGGAAGGUUAGGUGUUGGAAGAUGGAUUUCACUUCCAAUCGAUUCAGGGAAGUCUUGUCGUGGAUUGCUCAUCGCUCUUCCAUUCUCUCCAUGCUCAUCACUUCUUAUGGGGAUUUAUGGUCGGGUUCAGAAGGUGGCGCUAUUAAGAUAUGGCCUUGGGAAUCUAUUCAUACAUCAUUUUCUUUCACUGAAGAUGAACGCCACUUGGCUUCCUUAACAGUUGAGAGGUCCUAUAUCGAUCCUAAAGCCCAAUUUGCUCUCAAUGGCUUCUCCAAUGCGCUUUCUUCUGAUAUCAGAUACUUGCUUUCUGAUCAUUCUCGAGCCAAAGUGUGGACUGCUGGUUAUUUUUCUUUUGCUUUGUGGGAUGCCCGUUCACGCGAGUUGCUCAAAGUAUUCAAUCUAGAUGGUCAGAUUGAAAAGUUGGACAUGUCAUCAGCUCAGGAUAUUACCUUUGAAGAUGAGAUCAAGAUGAAAAUUGUUGCUGGUUCAAAGAAAGACAAGAUUCAAACUUCAUUUGGUUUCUUUCAGCGUUCACGGAACGCUAUCAUGGGAGCAGCCGAUGCUGUUCGUCGAGUUGCUGCAAAAGGUGGCUUCGGAGAAGAUUAUCGUAGAACUGAAGCAUUGAUUAUCAGCAUCGAUGGAAUAAUCUGGACAGGUUGUGCAAAUGGCUUACUUGUGCAGUGGGAUGGAAAUGGCAAUCGUUUGCAUGAGUUCCAGUACCAUUCUUCAGCUGUUCAAUGCUUUUGUACGUUUGGGUUGAGAAUGUGGGUAGGCUAUGCAAGCGGUACCAUCCAGGUAUUGGACCUUGAAGGUAACUUGAUUGGUGGGUGGCUGGCUCACAGCAGUCCUGUGAUUAAAAUGUCUGUUGGGGGUGGCUAUGUAUUCACCUUGGCUAAUCAUGGUGGUAUACGUGGAUGGAAUAUCAUGUCUCCUGGACCACUUGACAACAUAUUGCGAUCAGAAUUGGCUGGAAAGGAAUUUUUGUAUACGAAGAUAGAGAAUUUGAAAAUAUUAGCUGGCACAUGGAAUGUAGCACAAGGAAGAGCAUCUCGUGACUCGCUUAUAUCCUGGCUAGGUUCUGCAGCUGGAGAUGUUGGCAUUGUUGUUGUUGGGUUGCAAGAAGUUGAAAUGGGUGCUGGUGUUCUAGCAAUGUCUGCAGCGAAAGAAACUGUAGGACUUGAAGGUAGUUCUCUUGGGCAGUGGUGGCUGGAAAUGAUAGGCAGAAUACUGGAUGAAGGUUCUACAUUUGAACGUGUUGGUUCUCGACAAUUAGCAGGCUUACUUAUUGCUGUAUGGGUUAGAAAUAGCCUUAAAGGUCACGUAGGAGAUAUUGAUGCUGCUGCAGUUCCAUGUGGCUUUGGGCGUGCAAUUGGUAAUAAGGGAGCUGUCGGUUUGAGGAUUAGAGUUUAUAAUCGGACAAUGUGCUUUGUUAACUGUCACUUUGCGGCACAUCUGGAGGCAGUUAAUCGUCGUAAUGCCGACUUUGAUCAUGUAUAUCGAACAAUGAAUUUUGUUCGACCUUCUAAUCACUUCAAUACUGCAGCUGGUAUGGUGCCAUACCUGUUCUUGUCUUGCUCGCUUGCGUGCUCAAUGUAUUUAUUAUGGCUUGUUUAUAGAUCUGGCUUGCCAUUGCUCCUUUGUAUUGCAGCUGCCUCUUCAUCAACGAUCCAAACUCUUCGUACUACAAAUGUUAUGGGUUCCAACUCUGCAGAAGGAAUGCCAGAUUUAUCUGAGGCAGAUAUGGUCAUAUUCCUUGGUGACUUUAAUUAUCGGCUCGAUGAUAUAUCUUAUGAUGAGGCAAGGGACUUUAUUUCUCAAAGAUGCUUUGAUUGGCUUAGAGAAAGGGAUCAGCUUCGAGCAGAAAUGGAAGCUGGGAAUGUCUUCCAAGGCAUGCGGGAAGCAAUUAUUAGAUUUCCUCCCACAUACAAGUUUGACAAGCACCAACCUGGUUUAGCAGGGUAUGAUUCAGGUGAAAAAAAACGUGUUCCGGCCUGGUGUGACAGAAUACUUUACCGUGACAGCCGGCCAGCUCGAGUGUCUGAAUGCAGUUUAGAUUGCCCUGUUGUCUCUAUGAUAUCACAGUAUGAUGCUUGCAUGGAUGUCACUGAUAGUGAUCACAAGCCUGUGCGCUGCAUUUUUAGUGUUGAUAUUGCACAUGUUGAUGAGUCAGUGAGGAGACAAGAGUUUGGUGAGGUUCUCAAAUCAAAUGAUGAAAUUAGAAGCACUCUUGAAGAACAGUGCAAGAUUCCAGAAACUAUUGUGAGCACAAACAAUAUAAUCCUUCAAAACCAGGAUACGACCAUUUUGCGUAUCACAAAUAAAUGUGGGAGAAGUGAUGCUCUAUUUGAAAUUAUCUGUGAAGGUCAGUCUACAAUUAAUGAUGACGGACAAGCAUCAGAUCAUCACCCAAGGGGCUCCUUUGGUUUUCCACGCUGGCUUGAGGUCAUUCCGGCAACUGGUGUAAUAAAACCAGAUCAGAUUGCGGAGGUGUCUGUUCAUUUGGAGGAUUUCCCCACCCUGGAAGAGUUUGUUGAUGGUGUCCCUAGAAAUUCUUGGUGUGAAGACACCAGAGACAAGGAAGCUAUAUUGGUGAUCAAAGUGCAUGGUACAAACAACACAAUGGAGUCGAGAAAGCAUCGCAUCCGUGUGCGCCACUGCUGUGCAGUACAGACAUCAAGAGUUGACCCUAAGUCUGGGGGCUCCAGGCAAGUCCAAGGGAAUCUUCUCCCUCGGUCUGAUUAUCAACGCCUGAGCAGUUCCUAUGACGUAGUUGACCACCUUCGUAAAUUGAACAGUCCUUGACAACAAAGAGUGGGCAGUGGUUGAAUGCUUGGAAAGGAAUGUCAUCCCUACACAAUUUAUGUUUAAACAGGACUCCGCUACAAAGCGGCUUGAUGUAAAUAGGGAGGAGGCAUGUUGUGCCCUUCAGUAUGAUGAGUUCACUUAUUUUGUUUUGUUUAUAGCUGUUUUCUUUAGCUAGUGCAAUUAUUUUAAGCGCAUGAGCAGUUUGUGAAGUGAGAUGAGUCCAAGCAGUUAUUGUUCUGAGGCAGAUUUGGAGUAUGUGAGUGUACAGUAAAGGGAUUGCACACUGUUCAUUAUUGUUGUGAAAUUAUUUAUUCUUUGGCAAA